CUGCCAGAAGUAAUAUAUAUGGAUGGUUUUACUUUAUGAAGAUUUUUGAUCGAUUGAAUUUAUUUACAUGGUUUUUAUUUAUGUUCGGCUGAAAACCACGUGAGGGUAUGAUAGUAAGAACAGAAUGCAGAUGUACUCAAAAACCGUCCAUUUUAUCCGUUAAGUAUUUACUAUUUUUGCUAAUUUUAUUCCGAGCAAAAUGCCCAAAACAAAAAAACCGGAUUUGUCAGCGACGAGAAGCCAGCGUGGGGGCCGGAGACGACAGAGGCCCGAGAGGGCAGGGCGUGCAAGCAGCAGCACAGCAGCAGAGCAUGUAGCGCAACCUACAGUGGAAACUCAGAUGGUGGCUUCCCAUUCCCCUCAGCCCUCCACAGCACCCAUUAUGGUGGCGCCAUCCAUCACUGUGGAAGGACCAACAGAUGCUAUUGGCUCAUCCCAGCAAGAAUCGACAGAAAUGGCACAAGCUGUACACUGGUUCAUCAAAACGGCUACACUGGAUAACGUCGCGGUGAAAAAAUCCAUAUGGCGUAUUUCGACCGCACCUCAACACAAAUGGAAGAGUCGACACAUAUUCUACGCUCAUGACGUCAUAUUGGACAGUUGAUCCUAAUUCAAAUCCAUAAUGAUGGAUAUGCACAUGUGAAAAUUUUUGUCCAUUUACUUGUCAUUCAAGGUUGCUUAUAUCAUGUAUAUGGCUUAAGUAAGGUUAAAAUAUUUAGUAGAACGUUAAUGCACUUGUGUUUACCCAGUGCAUGAUUACGUCAUAUUUGCUUAUUGAUAACGUCAUAUUUGCUUGUUGAUGACGUCAUAAUUACGUCAUAGUUGCCUAUUGAUUACAUCAUGUUUGCUUAAUGCAUGUUCCUUUGCUUUUUGCUUGCUUUUGUUGGGGGCGGCCCUGCGGUAUCCCCCAUAAUUUCACCGCGGCCAG
This is a messenger RNA of Magallana angulata, 928 nucleotides long. RefSeq lists its product as uncharacterized. The transcript is spliced from 2 exons. The coding region runs from base 200 to 604 and encodes 134 amino acids. Lineage: Eukaryota; Metazoa; Mollusca; Bivalvia; Ostreida; Ostreidae. The record is from RefSeq and is a predicted model, not a curated record.